This is a messenger RNA of Macrosiphum euphorbiae (potato aphid), 246 nucleotides long. The record is from the annotation of a GenBank genome assembly. NCBI's taxonomy places the organism in Eukaryota, Metazoa, Arthropoda, Insecta, Hemiptera, Aphididae.
AUGCAUGUGGAACUGUUAGAUCGAAUCGAAAAUGUCUUCCAAUUACAAGAGACAACUAACUGCAAAGAGCCAAUUGGGCAACAAGCAAUAAGGGGAUUUUCUUUUUAUAAAUGCAAAGAUGGAAAAGCAUUUCAUAUUUUAUCUUCUCUUCACUCACCAGAUGACAAACUAUCUGUCAACAGGAAAGACAAAGAUGGAAGUACUUCUAAAGUUCAAUGUCCCUUAUCAUUGAAGGAUUAUAAUUAA